AUGGCGCAGGACGUCAAGGCCUGCGGCCCGCUGCUGCGCUUCUGCGGCUACGACCCCGCCAGCCACCUGUGGCGCGGCAGCGCCCUGCUGGUAGUGCGGGCCCCGCGCGACCCUCUGGUGAUCAGCCUCAGCGCCCCUGGACUCGCCCUCGAGGCGGACGGAUCGGUCAUCGAGCUGCUGCACGGCUGCGCCGUGUGGCGCUUCGCCAUCGAGUUCCGCCUGGGCGAGCGCGAGAAGCGCGUGGAAUACUCGAUUCGCACUGCAAGGGGAGCACCGAUCGCCGAGAAUCACGCCUUUUAUGCGCCCGCCGCCGGCGAGCCCUGGCACUGGGCGGCGUACUCCUGCAACGGAUUGAGUCACGGGACGGAUGCGGAGAGCGUGGGCGGCGUGGCGACGAUGUGGACGGACUUGGUGGACAGGCACUUGUCGGCGCCGCUGCACGCGGCGAUCGGCCUAGGGGACCAGAUCUAUGCCGACGGCCUUUUCCGGGGUGCCCCGAGCCUGGCCGGAUACUUCGAAGGCCGGCGCAACGGUAAGGGGAUCCGUAAGGGGGAGGUGACGGACGGGAUGCCGGGCGAGGUGGAGGCAUACUACUUCCAGCACUACUGCGAGCACUUCUCGAGCCCGGGCAUGGCGGACGCGAUGGCCAGCGUGCCGCAGAUGAUGAUUUGGGACGACCACGAUAUCUUCGACGGCUGGGGGUCCUACCCCGCCAGCCUGCAGGACUGCCCCAUCUUCCAGUCCAUCUUCGCCGCCGCGCGGCGCUACUACCUGCUCUUCCAGCACCACACCACCGCGGAGCGCGCGUUGGAGUCACCCGGGACCGACCUCUUCUGCUCCAAUCAGGGCGCCUGCCUCCACUUCCUGAGGCUGAUGGGUCCCACGGUAGCGCUGCUGGGGCUGGACACGCGCAGCGAGCGCACCCUGACCCAGGUGCUCAGCCCCAAGUCCUGGGACACCGUCUUCGACCAGCUGUCCACCCUUCCGCCCUCCGUGCGCCAUCUCGUGGUCGCCCUGCCGCUGCCCAUCACCUACCCCCGGCUGCCGAUGAGUUACAGCCUGCUGCGCGGCCUGGCGGGGCUCAACCGCAUCCGGACGGUGAACCGCAUGCUCAGCAAGGCGGGCUGGGCGGAGGGCCUGAUCGCCUUCAACGAGCCGGAGCUGCUGGACGACCUGUGGGACCAGUGGGUGUGCCCGGGCCACAGGGAUGAGCGCAGGCGCCUCGUGAAUCGCCUCCAGUCCCUGGCAUUCGACCGACAACUUCGAAUCACGUUUAUUUCCGGCGACGUGCACGCCUGCUCGGUCGGCCAGUUUUGCUCCCACCCCAAGGUUGCCAGCCCGCUGAUCGAUCCGCGGUCCAUGACGUCCGUGGUGACGUCCGCGAUCAUCAACAAGCCGCCGCCGGCGGGCAUCCUCGCCGCGCAGCAGUUCUUCGACUGCCCGCGGCGCGACGCGAACCGCCACACGCACGAGGAGCUGCUGCGCAUCUUCCCCAAGAGGGGCAAGGUCAUGGGGCGCAGGAACUGGUGCGAGGUGUCGCAGGCCAGCCCGCACCUGGGCGGCGGGCUGGCCUUCACGCUGUGGGUGGAGCAGGAGGGGGCCAAGGGCCGGGCCACGGCGCCGUACGCCGUGGAGGUGCCGCCCCUGGAGGAGGGUUACGUGGUGCUGGCGCCAGGCAAGGUGGAAACCAUGAUGGACGAGCGGUGGUUUGGCACGGGCAGAGCGCAGGGAGGCUGA
Ostreobium quekettii is the source of this 1737-nucleotide messenger RNA. Lineage: Eukaryota; Viridiplantae; Chlorophyta; Ulvophyceae; Bryopsidales; Ostreobiaceae. The record is from the annotation of a GenBank genome assembly.